AUGAAAGGUAAGUGGACAGAAGUAGUGGAAAUAUACAAGGAAAAUCCAAGGGCUCACAAGAUGAGGAUCGCACACGAAGGUGGUACAGCUUUGCAUUUAGUAGUCAUACAAUGCAGAGAAAAAACUGUUUUAGAACUCGUGCAGGAGAUUUCCAAAAUUGACAAAAGUGCACUUGAAAUCCAAAACGACAGAGGCGAUACCCCUCUUCACCAUGCAGCUUCAGUGGGGUGUAAAACCAUGUGUGAGUACAUCGUCGCGGCAGCUAAUCCAUCGCUGAUUGGCAUUCGGACCGACAACAAAGAGACUGCUCUAUUCAUUGCAGCUAUUAAUGGAAACAAGGAUGCUUUCUUGUACCUCCAUUCCGUGUGCCCUGCCGCCUCUGACUCUAAUUCGCCGGAUUAUCAUCACUACUCUUAUACCAGGAGAUCCAACAAUGGUGACAAUAUUUUGCAUGGUGCAAUCAAUAACGGGCACUUUGAUUUGGCAUACCAAAUAAUUCAUUUGUAUGAGGAUCUUGUUAAUUCUGUCAAUGAGGAGGGAUUAACUCCAUUCCAUUGUUUGGCCAAGUCAUCUGACUUCAAAAGCGGUUCUUAUGAUGACCUCGCACUAUGGAAGAGACUCAUUUAUCAAUGUAUUGGUGUGAAGGAGCUCAAAUUUGAGGAUAGGAAGAAUGUUGUUCAAAACUGGUCCCAGUCAACAAUUCCUAGCAAUGAAAUGCAAGGCAUAUUUCCGACUAGCUAUGACAAAUUCGUCAAGGUGCUAACCAGUCUUGGAGUAGCAUUUGGAGGAAUCUAA
Molecule: messenger RNA, 795 nt
Organism: Ziziphus jujuba (common jujube)
Lineage: Eukaryota; Viridiplantae; Streptophyta; Magnoliopsida; Rosales; Rhamnaceae
Exons: 5
Coding region: 1-795 (264 amino acids)
Molecular function (GO): protein binding
Source: RefSeq, a predicted model, not a curated record